CAAAUUAAUUUGUCAAAUAAAUAUCUAUAUUUUCGUUUUGUGAUGUGUUAAUGAUAUUUAUUUUAAUUUUCUUCAGUAAUUCGUCAUGAGUUCUGAUAAAAAGACAGUCGUCAAAUUAAACGACGGCUGGGUGCUUUGCACAUCUAAAUCGAAUCCUGGUAGAAAGUAUUAUUUCAAUAAGAGAACAGGAAAGUCGUCAUGGACCCAACCACAGGCUACAGAAAAGUCUGAUAGGAAACACAAAAACAGGAAAGAGAAAGUAAAUAGAGAAAAGAGCAAAAAGGAAGAGGCUCAGAAGAAUAAUUUGAAGAGAAAAAGCGAUCAGAGCAAUGAGGAACGGGACUCAGCAAAGAAGAAGCAGAAAAAGGAAGCUGGCACACCAACUAAACAGAAAUCUAAAAAUGAAUCACCUCAGAAACCUACGCCUACAAAAGAAACUCCCGAAAAGCAGACGCCGGUUAAAAACGCAGCAAAUCAAAGACUUUCACAGCUCAGAUCCCGGUUAUCGGCCGAGGCUCAAGAGGAGAGCAGUAAUAGUAAUGACAAAUCCCCUGUUAAACCUAAGCAGAAAAUUAGCCCCAAACCUGCCGCUACUGAGACAAAAACAUCUAGAACUGAAACGAAAAGUCCAACGGUUACCGAAAAUAAGUGUAACACUACUCAAUCGCCGAGUAGUGACAGUUUACAGUCCAUGCCAUCACCGUCUCAGUUCUUUGCGGCUAACAAAAUAAUCUCCUCCAUGAAGGCCCAGUUGCCUGAAGAAUACUGUGAUAAAACAAAGCCAAAAGACACAUUUGCUGAUAUUGAGCAUGGUAUAUGCAAUCAGACUUCUGAAUAUCCGUACAUGAAGCAUCCUGCCACGCCGCCUCAGUUCUCUGAAGCUAGUAAGCUAGUAUCUGCUAUUAAAUCUAAGCUCACUAAAGUAGCGGGUAAGGAUGGGAAUAUUAAGACAUUUACGUCCGCUAGUGACCGGAUGGAAGCGUUACGGAAGAGUUUGGGAACUGAUUUGAUGGACACUGAGAGUGAAUCUUUAGUAUUAAGUAAUAUUGUAAGCAGAGAAACAAAGUGUGUGUCCGAAGCCAUGGAAGUGGAUUGUAAGGAGAUAAAGCAAACAGCACCUCUAGUGAAUUGUACAAAAGAUAACAUAAAUACCAACGUUGUUUUAGUUGUUGAUACAAAUAUUUUUAUACAUGAAUUGGACAUGAUCAAGAUUGUUCUCAAUUCUAAUAUUAAAGGAUACGUAGAACAGCCAACACUCCUAGUACCCUGGCGGGUAGUGAAUGAGCUGGACCGGCUGAAGGAUAAUAACAAUUGCAACGGCGCGAUAUGGAAGAGAGCCAAGUCCGCUAUGGACUAUCUAUACAAGUCCAUACCUGAGAAUAGUAGGAUACGAGGACAACCGCUUCGUGACGCUAACUCUCACAUAUACCCGUGCGAGUCUCCGGACGAUGAGAUCCUCAACUGUGCGCUGCAACAGGCUGAGAGGGGCAAGGAUGUGAUCCUCCUAUCAAACGACAAGAUGCUAUGCAGUAAAGCGAUCAUUAACAACAUCAAGAGUCUCAGCCUGUCAGAGCUGAAGGAACUCCUGGAGACUACUCCUCAGGAGACAGACCCUGACGCCUUCGACAACUUGAAGCAUUACCAGGCGACAAUCUACCAGCUGUUGGCGAAUAUUUUAGAGAAUGAAAUGCGCGCGAAAUACAACAACCUAUGGCAGCACGUGCUGUUCAAGGCACCGCCUUGGACGUUGGCCGACGUCCUCCAAUGUUUGCUCAAACAUUGGAUCGCCGUGUUCAAUGAGGUCUUCCCGAGGAUAGAACACCUUAUUAUCGAUCUGAAGAAUGCUCUCACUAUUGUUGAUCAGAAAGAUUCAAAAUCCCUCCUAGACUCCGAAGUAUCGAACUUCAAGGAUCUCUGCUUAGAAGUGGCGAAGAAGUGCCAGAUAAUACCGGAAUACAUGGAGCUAGCUAAGAUAACUGUAGACCGGUUGCUGAACGAUAGAGCGUGUGAUGCGGAAGACGAGAAGCAUGGGGAGUUAAUGGUUAUAGACGCCUUUGAAAACGUGUGGACUGUUAUGUCUAGUUAUUGUGCGAAGUUGUCGUCCCGCAUGGGUGUUCCCCACACGAUCGAGGACAAGUGGCCGGCGGCGGACGAGCCGCUGCCCGCGCUCAGCACCAAGCUCGCGCUCUUCACCAGCCAGAUCUCCGCCUUCACUACUGCCAUCAAAGGUGUAUUAAGUUCAGAGAACCCGGAGUCGUCUGUCGAGGAUCUAGAGAGAGCUUUCAAGGAUAGUUUGUCGCUCAUCUGUAUGGAUAACGAGUACAUCAGCAAGAGUAGAUUAGCCGUCUUCUGUACUAAAUGCAGAAAUAUGCUUCAGGAGGCGUACACAAAAUUCUCACAACUAAUGGAGUUAAUUGAAAUAUGUAAAAACACCCUCGAAAAUCAAUAAAUAUAUUAUUUACUAUUUACUAUUACUAUGUACAGCCGCGGUCACAACGGUGACGUGUUAAUAGUCCAAUGUGUACAGUAGAUCAAGUGUAACCCAAUAUGUACCUAGAAUUAUUAUUAUUUAGUAAAUAUUCGUGAUUUUGUACUUCAAUAUAUGCACACAAUCUUUUAAGACUAAAAUGUAUUUAUAUCGCGUAAAAAACUUUAAAUAAUACUAACGUAAAUGUUUAAAAAAAUAUAUGGAUAGAAACUCUUUUGACCACGACUGUACUGUCUAGUCCGUACUGUACAAAAGUGUACCAAUUAGAUAAAAAAUGUCUUUGAAUUUUAUGAAGAAGUUCCUUUUGCUAAAUGUUUCCUUGAUUUGACUCUUAAUGUGAUUUAAAAUCUUUAUUGAUAAGAUUUUUGUAUUAUGGUGUAAAAUAUGUCUAUGCCCAUUUAUUCUUAAAACUACGAUAAAGCCAUGCAGUUCAAAAUAAGGCUUAAAACAUAUUUACAGUUUUAUAAUUGCGCCUUUAAUUCUACAUUCUUGAAUUGGACAAUUCAAAAAGUAAUUUUCUUAUAAAGUUUAUGCCAGAGUUGAGCUUAAAGUAAACUGGCAGACAGAUAUACAAAAAGUAUAGACAUGAACGGCAAUUAACUUUGCGAAAUUCUUCCGGUAACCUUAAUAUUAUCUAAUACCUUUUCUUCCAUUAUGAGUUAAGAAACAUAAGUCAUUGUUAUAACAUAGCCAUGGUGAAUAAAAAAGUAAUGAGUCCGUUUUUUAGGUAACUCUAAAAUAAUGGACACAUAUUUUUUAUUUUCUCUCACAAACAAAUAAUAACGAAGAUACAACUAGAUUGAAUUAAGUUCUUACUAGC
This is a messenger RNA of Helicoverpa zea (corn earworm), 3308 nucleotides long. RefSeq names its product transcriptional protein SWT1-like (gene Swt1). The transcript is spliced from 12 exons. The coding region runs from base 86 to 2449 and encodes 787 amino acids. Gene Ontology annotation, molecular function: protein binding. Lineage: Eukaryota; Metazoa; Arthropoda; Insecta; Lepidoptera; Noctuidae. Gene Ontology annotation, cellular component: nucleus. The record is from RefSeq and is a predicted model, not a curated record.